CUUUCUUCCUCUCCUCCUUCCUUAAUUUUCAUUCUCAAUCUUCCAAUGGUUUAGGACGUUGUUCUGAUUCUACUUUCCAUUUGCCUCAAAUUUUCGUUUUUUUCUUUCUUUCCUUUGUUUUCAUUCUAGGUUUUUGGUUUCUGAAUUGGGUUUUAACGUUAGUUUUUCUUGUAAUUAAUAAAGGUUUUUUUUUUCUUUCCUAAAUCCUUGUAAAUUGAUCAGAUUUGUUUUUGUUGGUAGAAACUUAUUUGCAUAGAGAUCGAUACAGAAAUUCUCUUCAAUGGCACAACUCCCUCCUAAAAUCCCAAACAUGACACCACAUUGGCCUGAUUUCUCUUCCCAAAAGCUCUCUCCUUUCUCCACCGCAGCCGCACCCGCCGCUACAACCGCUUCAGCCGUUUCCGUACAAAACCCCUCAUGGGUCGACGAGUUCCUCGACUUCUCAGCGUCACGUCGCGGCAACCACCGUCGCUCAAUCAGCGACUCCAUCGCGUUCCUCGAAGCUCCUGCCGUCACAGGCCACGUCAGCAUCGAAAGCCACCACUUCGAUAGGUUCGACGACGAGCAAUUCAUGUCGAUGUUCACCGACGACGACGACGACUUGCGUAAUAAUCUGUCACAUAGCAACAACAACAACAACAACAAGAAUGUGGGGGCCACUGGCUCUUCAUCGAAUACAUCCACGCCGUCCGAUCAUAACAGCUUUAAAGACGACAACAAAGAACCACCGUCCGAUCAUAACGCGAAAGAUAACAACAACAGUAACGACGAAGUCCAGAGCCAAUGCAAGACGGAGCCAGAGGAUGGUACGGCGUCGAAUAAUAAUUCCGGCGAUAGCUCCGGCAACCGGAUUCUCGAUCCCAAAAGGGUUAAGAGAAUAUUAGCAAAUCGGCAAUCAGCACAGAGAUCAAGGGUGAGGAAACUGCAAUAUAUAUCAGAGCUCGAACGUAGCGUCACUUCAUUGCAGGCGGAAGUGUCAGUGCUAUCGCCAAGAGUUGCGUUCUUGGAUCACCAGCGUUUGCUUCUCAACGUCGACAACAGCUCUCUCAAGCAACGAAUCGCUGCUUUAGCCCAAGACAAGAUUUUCAAAGAUGCACAUCAAGAAGCCUUGAAGAAGGAAAUAGAGAGACUUCGACAAGUGUAUCAACAACAAAGCCUCAAGAAAGUAGAGAAUGUAAAUCAUUCACCGGCGACAGGAGUCGGAGCUACUUCGGCCGUCGACAUCAAGCCGUCUAUUGAAAAAGAGCAGCUCCUCAAUGUCUGAUAAGUCAUCACAAUCAACUACAUUCUCACUUUUCUUGGCAAAAUUUCUUGACUCUAAAAAUCUCUUUGGGUCAAGAAUUGUAGAUGGAGCAGGCCUUGUUUUUUUGAAAUUCUUAUCACAUUUUUUUUAAAGUUGUGAUGAAUCUAAUCUGAUGUAUCUUAUUUUUUCUCUAGUUUUUAUGUCGUUUUCUUUUCCUGGGGUUAAUGGAGGGGAAGUCAUUGUUGUUUGUACAAAGAUCUAGUUGAUUUCUUGUUUCUCUUUCUUUCU
Messenger RNA from Eutrema salsugineum, 1531 nucleotides. RefSeq names its product basic leucine zipper 34. The transcript is spliced from 4 exons. Gene Ontology annotation, biological process: positive regulation of DNA-templated transcription. Bases 281 to 1264 code for a protein of 327 amino acids. NCBI's taxonomy places the organism in Eukaryota, Viridiplantae, Streptophyta, Magnoliopsida, Brassicales, Brassicaceae. The record is from RefSeq and is a predicted model, not a curated record. Gene Ontology annotation, cellular component: nucleus. Gene Ontology annotation, molecular function: DNA binding; DNA-binding transcription factor activity.